This is a messenger RNA of Apis mellifera (honey bee), 2195 nucleotides long. RefSeq names its product orcokinin peptides. NCBI's taxonomy places the organism in Eukaryota, Metazoa, Arthropoda, Insecta, Hymenoptera, Apidae. The record is from RefSeq and is marked validated.
GGUACAAGGCACGCGAUUUGAGUCGUGUAGGUACACCUCGUGCGCUCAAACGCUUUAUUCCACGUUUUUGGUAAAAGCUGCGAUCAAUGAUGCCGCGCCACAGUGUUUUCGCUCUCUCGAUCCUGGCUCUCUCGAUCACGGCAACCGUUUGGAUACCAACCGUUCAGGCUGAGACUAACCUUCUGCGCAGAGAGUUUUACGGACCCGUUAAUCCGGAAUUGUUCGCAGCUUUUCUCGACGACCAUGAUGCGAGAGGCCGGGAAAAUCAGCGCGACUUCUCUUCUGGAUCGGGCACGAACGAGCUCGUGGACGAGCUAUCCCCAGUCAGCGAACGGGAAACGUUCGAACGUUUCGGGAAGCGGAACAUAGACGAGAUCGACCGGACGGCUUUCGAUAAUUUCUUCAAGCGAAACUUGGACGAGAUAGAUCGCGUCGGUUGGAGCGGAUUCGUGAAAAGGUUGACCAAUUACUUGGCCACCACUGGCCACGGGACGAACACAGGUGGCCCGGUGUUGACGAGACGAUUCGGCUGAAACGAUUCUUAUCUCCCUAGUUGUUAUUACUGUUGUUAUUAUUAUUUCCCCUCCUUUUCUUUCUCGACGAUAUCGAUCGAACCCGCUCUCCCUAUCCUUUCCCCUCCCCACGGUUAAUAAUAAUAAUCAUCAAGGUUUCGACGACGACUCGCUCGCUUGCUUAGAGAACGGACAAUUUAUUUUUUUGGCUGCGGUUCGCCGAGGAGGCGAACCUCUGGCGUCGUGACUAUUCGAGCUCGGCCUUCCGGCAUCGUUUUCCUCCCUAUAUUUUCACGGGGCCCGCACGCGGAAAAUUUGGACACAGGGUUCCGUGCUCCCUCUCUCCUGUCCACCUCAGAGAUCAGCGAAUCCUCCCGAUUCUCGAUGCUUCUCCUCUCGGCGGCAGCGACGAUCCUCUCGAUCUCUGUCCCCACGUCCAUCGGUGUCUCGAUCCUCACGCUCUCCCGGUUCCGAUCCAUUCGCACCAUCUGUUUUUUUUUCGUAUCGAUCGAAAAUGAAAAGAAAACGACAUCGAUCCUCUAACACGACUUCUCGUACCUCGAUCACGUUCUCCUCGAGGCUGGCGAAUCGUCGCAGCACCAUCUCCAAUUUUGAACUCUGCGUCGUCAACCGAUCGGUGACUCGAAGUUCCUUUCCGAUAUCCUCCUUGAUCUGGGGAAAAAAAAUUCCCUAGAGCGGGAGAGUAGAUGGCGCGUGCGUAUACGCGUAUACCUCGUCCAUUCCCUUGGUCACUCGUUCGCCGAUGUAGCGGAGGUUGUCGCGCGCCCGACGGACCUGUCGACACACGGAAAGCUAGGGGGGAGGGGAGGGGAAAUUGGGGUGCGAUCGAUCGAUCGAUCGGAUCACCAUCGAGUAUACGUUACGAUCGUGGAAAAUUCUCUCAUCUCAGCGAUGAUCCUGCGUCGCAACAUCGUAGCCGCUAAAAACUGCGAAUAUUUUUUUUUUUUUAUUAAUUUUUUGAUUCGUAGAUUUUUGAUUAAAUUGUUGGCUUACGCGUUGACAAAUGUACAACAGUAUGACCAGGUUGGUCAGCAUUGGAAUCGCGCUUCCGAGUAAUUGCUCCGCGAGUUGCAUCCUUUUCUUCUUCUUCUUCUUCUUCUUUUUUUUUUUCUUUUUCUAUUUCUUUUUCUUUUUUUCUUUUACCGUUUAAAAAAUUUUUUCAUCCGGACAAAAGAACAUUACGUUCCGAUCAAUCAUUGAACGACGCAAACAUUUUUUUUCUCCCAUAGUAUCGUUGUCGACGCGAUCUUUUCCCUGUCGAAUCUAUCGGAAGUUUGUCGUUUGAAACAAAAUACGAAAAUUCCUUUGUUAACCUUUUCCGAUCAACUUCAUUUCGACCGAUCCGUCGUUGAUCAAAGAGUAUCUCAAAUUUGUAUCGUCCACUUUUAUCCGCAUUGUCGAUGUAUUGUCCUUCUUCGUCAUUACUCUGCUUCGAUAAAGAAUAGUAAAAGGAAAAAAAAAGAAAAAAAAAGCGAUUUUAAAACCAUCGUGUGUAAUCGUAAUAUGUAACCUGCUUAUAUAGUACCGUAUUUCUACACGUCCGCUUCUAACCUCUUCUCUUUGUUUCUUUUUCGCUCAAUUUCGCCUUAUAUCCAUUUAUUUCCGAUAUGAUGUCCAUACGAAUGUGUAUUUUUUGAAAAAUAAAUGUUUUGGCUAAUGUAC